Mangifera indica (mango) is the source of this 1458-nucleotide messenger RNA. RefSeq lists its product as uncharacterized. Bases 408 to 1154 code for a protein of 248 amino acids. The record is from RefSeq and is a predicted model, not a curated record. NCBI's taxonomy places the organism in Eukaryota, Viridiplantae, Streptophyta, Magnoliopsida, Sapindales, Anacardiaceae. The transcript has 5 exons.
AGCGUGGGCUGCUGUCCACUACUGCUGCUGCUCUCUAACUAAGUGCUUGCCAAAUCAGCCUGAUCCUCAUCAAUGUCAGCUAAUUAUUUUCUAUUCAAGUAUUAUCUUGUUCAAAACAGGUAACCUGAAAACAAUUGUCUUAUAACCACACAAAAUGUUGUCAAGGAUGAAGCUGUUCAUUUUAUAAUUAGGACGUUAAGCAAAGGUUGUUUCAUUUCACCAGCUGUACCGUCGUCAAUUAUCGCCUCCUCUGUCCCCACUCUCUUCAAUCUUCAUUAUUUACCUGCCAACCUCCCCAUCAGCUCUUGAAAAUAACAACCCUCACUCAAUCUAUAUAAAUCAACUCCUGAAUUAUUUGAGUUAAUUUUUCAUUUUGAAGAUUGCAGCAGAGAGAAAGAAGCGGUGUUAUGGCAGAUGUUGAGAAACAAGAGAAGGUUGUUGAAGAAGGGGAGAGCUUGCUGGAAGGGAUGGCCGUGGUUAAUUUUGACCUGCUGUGUUCCACCGUGGCCUUGCAAACGCAGGGUAAAUUCUAUAAACAAUCAAACGAGGAGGUUGAAAUGGACGCAGAUGAAGGUGAAUUCGGCGCCGUUUUAAGGAUGUGGGAAGGUGAAGUCCUUGAUUGCUUCGAUGACCGUCGCAUCUCUCUCGAAUCCGCUUGUUGUCCCUGUUACCGAUUCGGGAAGAACAUGAGACGGGCUGGUUUUGGUUCUUGUUUUUUUCAGGCAAGUGUGUAUUUGUUUCUUGCUGUCGGUGGCCUUGCGAAUUUCUUUGCCUUCAUUGUCACCAAGCGCCAUUGCUUUUUGUAUUUGGCGAUGGCUUUUGCCAUUUCAUUAGGAGGCUACUUGGGGUUUUACCGAACGCAGAUUAAAAAGAAAUUUAACAUUCUGGGUAGUGAUAGUUCAAUGGAUGACUGCAUCUACCAUGUUAUCUGUCCCUGCUGUACCUUAAGCCAGGAAGCAAGAACUUUGGAGAUGAACAAUGUCCAAGAUGGCACUUGGCAUGGGCGGGGUGAUACAAUAUGCAUAGGAAGCUAUAGUGAAGGGAGCAGAGCCUUCUUUGAGCUGCACCCGCCUCCUGUCUCAACCAAAAUCCCUGAUCCCUGCAGUAUGCAGAAGGGUACAGAUGUUGUGAUCACUGACCCUGGGAAGCUGUGAAGCAGAGUUUUUGGUCCAUUCAUCCCUGUGCUCUAGGGAGCAGUAUUAUGUUGGCUGCGUUGAGGGAUCUGCAUUUGGAAGUAGUAGUGGUAACACCGGGAACCAUAUAACCUUUGCUGUGUAAUUUGUACCCUAUCAUCCAAAUCAAUGGGGAUGCCGACCUUCUCAAAUUCGUGAUGAAAAUGUUUCAAGUCCAUGUACAUAGUAGAAAACUUGUAUUUAUUCUUGUGGGGGUUUUUUAGGCCACCCCAUUUCUCCUCAAGUUGUUUCGUUGCCAAAUAAUAGAAACAAAGCCAUUAUUUUC